CGGUUGGCUUGUAAAGCAAAUAUAUUAUUUUUACUGUUUUAUCACUUUUACAUGUUCCAGGACCCCACUUUACCUCUUCUUAUUCUCAAGUCUCAAUGCUUGUAGCUACCUACCAGAUCCUCAAGAGACUAUGAUGGAUUCAACAAGCAGCAUUAUGAAAUUCUACAUUCUUGCCUUAUCCACAUAUCAAGUGCUCGUAGCCUCAAGUCCCUUUGGUUUAAGUGAUAGAGCCAGGAUUACUCCUAGUCUUGGACGUUACCAGCGUUUACGACUCCUGCAAGUUGAAUCAACUAGUCCAGAAAGCUCUUUUCCAUAUGGAACUUAUACUUCUCCUCCUCUUCUUUCAGGAGUUGUACCACCAGUUAAUCCUCAAAUUAACUCUCCUCCAUUGGGGAUAUCCUCUCCUCCUGCUCCUUUGAAGUCCGUGCCACCAAGUCCACAAAACUCAUCUCCAUAUGGGACAAUCACUCCUCCUCUUACUCCUGCUGCUAUGCCAACACCUUUACUUCCCACUCUUCCACCACCAUCUCCAACUGCACAAACCCCACAGCAUAAUGCACCUAAGCCACCAGCAGUUAAUCAGCCACCACCGAACAGUAGUCAUUCAUCGACACCACCUCCUUCUAAGAAACCUGAAAAUGCCAUCUGGUGUGUGGCUAAGCCAACGGUACCAGCAGACUUGAUUCAGCAGGCAUUGGACUAUGCUUGUGGUUCUGGUGCUGGUUGUGAUGCCAUACAACCCAAUGGGGCGUGUUACCAGCCGACUACUCUGCUUUCUCAUGCUUCUUAUGCUUUCAAUAGCUACUGGCAGAAAAAGAAGCAGGGUGGAGGAACUUGUGACUUUGGAGGCACUGCCAUGCUAGUCACUGUUGAUCCAAGUUAUAAUCAGUGUCUUUUCACGUACAACUGAUCUUUGAAGACAACACUUGACAAGACGUAGAUGAUGUUUCUGCAUAUGUUAUUUUCUAUUUACUACAGAUAAGACUCUAGUAGCCUUUUUGUUUCUUUGUGCUUCUUUAAUGUAGAGGAACUCCAUGGUGAUGUACUGCUACUUCACAAUUUAUAUGAUACAUAAUUCAGUUAAACGAGAAGAAUUUAUCUGAAUGAAGAAAUUAAACCAGAAA
This is a messenger RNA of Solanum lycopersicum (tomato), 1124 nucleotides long. Its product is annotated as glucan endo-1,3-beta-glucosidase-like. Lineage: Eukaryota; Viridiplantae; Streptophyta; Magnoliopsida; Solanales; Solanaceae. The record is from RefSeq and is a predicted model, not a curated record.